Molecule: messenger RNA, 695 nt
Organism: Exophiala viscosa
Lineage: Eukaryota; Fungi; Ascomycota; Eurotiomycetes; Chaetothyriales; Herpotrichiellaceae
Product: thioredoxin-like protein 4A
Exons: 1
Coding region: 177-608 (143 amino acids)
Biological process (GO): mRNA splicing, via spliceosome
Cellular component (GO): U5 snRNP; U4/U6 x U5 tri-snRNP complex; spliceosomal complex
Source: RefSeq, a predicted model, not a curated record
GCCUGCAGUCCACAGCCUCGCCCUGCACCUGCCAAGCUGCAGCCGGAAAAUGUUCUCUAAAUCCUUCAAGUUUCGUGCAUCUUCCAUCUCAACACCUACAUACUUCAACAGGCUCCCGACGCCUUUCACCUUGCGCACACCUCAUCAACACCCGAAGCCAAGAGCUUCUUAUCAACAUGGGUUCCGUCGUCAUUCCUCACCUUAUCAGCGCGUGGCACGUCGACCAAGCAAUCUUGUCUGAGGACGAGAGACUAGUAAUCAUCCGCUUCGGUCGUGACGAAGAUCCGGACUGCAUGCGUCAGGAUGAGGUGCUCUAUAAGAUUGCCGAUAUUGUGAAGAACUUUGCUGUCAUCUAUGUCUGCAACCUCGAUGAAGUACCCGACUUUAAGCAAAUGUACGAACUCUACGAUCCUGUCACCCUCAUGUUCUUCUUCCGCAACAAGCAUAUGAUGUGCGAUUUUGGCACUGGUAACAACAACAAGAUGAACUGGGUCCUCGAAGAUAAACAAGAGCUGAUCGACAUCAUCGAGACUAUCUACAAAGGCGCGAAGAAGGGAAGGGGUUUGGUCGUCUCACCAAAAGAUUAUUCGACAAGAUACAGGUACUAAACGGUCUUGGACGCAGGCUUGCGUUCCUUGCUCCGGAUAGACGACGUUUGCCAAGGUUGUGCCAGGUAUACACGACUUCUGCCGUCG